Habropoda laboriosa is the source of this 3135-nucleotide messenger RNA. RefSeq names its product zinc finger CCCH domain-containing protein 13. The transcript is spliced from 8 exons. Gene Ontology annotation, molecular function: chitin binding. The record is from RefSeq and is a predicted model, not a curated record. The coding region runs from base 85 to 3135 and encodes 1016 amino acids. Lineage: Eukaryota; Metazoa; Arthropoda; Insecta; Hymenoptera; Apidae. Gene Ontology annotation, cellular component: extracellular region.
GUCCAAGUGAGCCUCGAUGUGAGGACGGUGUUUUCAUGAGGGACUAAGGAAGAAACGACGGAGCCGAGAGACAGUUGCGCCAACAUGCGGGAGAAAAGGUGGCUUCUGCUCGCUCUGUAUGGAAUCCUAUUGGCCACGGCAGUUUCGGCUGCGCAAAAGGCAACGAGGCCGAAAUUCAAGAUCGCGACAACCUCAACUACGACGCCUUCGACCACCAGCACCACAGAUCAGAGCCACGUCCGCGAAAACGAGAACGAGGAUGCAGAGGGUACCACGACUGCGAGCAGCGAGACCAACGGUACAUCUGGACACGUCCUCACGGGAAUUCCGCAGAUCGAUUACAUCUGGGACCCGAAUCUGCCGCGUGAACUGAACGGAUACAAUCUGAGCGAGUAUCCGUUCUACAACAGCAUCCCCGAGGACAUCGAUUUCAAGUGUGACGGACUUCACGAUGGCUUUUACGCGAGCGUGCCACACAAAUGUCAGGUGUACCACCAUUGUCUGUUUGGCACGAGAUACGAUUUCCUCUGCGCCAACUUCACGGCGUUCGAUCAGAAAACCUUCAUCUGCCAUUUCGUCUCGGAGGUGGACUGCGCCAAUUCCAAGAAGUACUGGCACAGAAACGACGCGUUGUACAAGGCUGCGACCACGUCCACGACCUCCACCACCACCACCACCACGACCACGUCCGCACCAGUCACACCGGCCACCGGACGUUCUCUACCGAGGGACAGAGACCUUCCGCGAAGGAGAAGACCCUUCAGGAGACGACCGGCGUACGAUUAUUACGACGAGGAGUACUACGACGACGACUACAGCCGUCCGCGGGGUUACAGCAGAGACGAUUACGACUACGACGACAGAAAGUACAGAAGGGACAGAGAUCGUGACUUGAGGGAUCGAGAGCGUGACUUCCGGGAGAGAGACGUUCCACGAAGCAGAGACGGAGUGCCGAGAGACGACAGAGAUCGCGAGGGCAACGCUAGAGACAGAUAUCCUAGCAGAAACAACAGGAGAGAUCCUACCAGAGCGAGAGAUCCUCUAGAAGAGGACACGAGGGUUAGAUCUAGAGAUCCCGAUCAGGGAUCAAGGUCUGCGUCUAGGGAAAUCGAGGAGGCUGAGCUGGAGGAUCGACGAAUGGAUUCUAGGGUCAGGGAUACCGACGAUCGUCGGUACUCUGAUAAAAGGUACAGAGACGAAUACGACGAUAAAGACCCUGUUUCUACGUCCGCGGGAGUAGCUUCAGGUUCGGAUGGAUUGGUGAAGCCUGCAGCACCUUCAGCUUCCGUUUACUCGAGACCUAGAGCUCCUCCUAAGAUCAGAAGACCUGUGCCACUUUCCGAGCAGGAUAAAUACGCUUACAAAGCUACAUCAGUUCAACCGACUGAGGAACCUCGAAGGAGACCGGCGGACUUGGCAGAGGACGAUUACUACGAGGACGAGCUGGAAGAUCUGAGACCGAUUCGAAGACCGCUGAGAAGAAGACCGACUUACAGGGACAGAGACUGGGACAGAGACCCCGUAGACACGAUAGACAGGCAAAGGGGCCGACCCUUCAGACCUCGAUAUCGGGACGACGAGGAUGAUCGACCUAGAAAACAACCGGAUCGCUCGAGAGAUCGCUACUACGAUCGAUACAGAGAUCGAGGUGCGGACCGUGGACGAGAUCGAUCCCUCGACCGUAGCAAGGACAGAUCGUUGGAUCGUGAUCGAGGAAGAACGCAGGACACCGAUAAGCAGCAAGAAAGACCGUACAGACCUCUCGAAAGGGAAAGGGACGUCGAUCGUCCUAGGGCAGGUUCGAGAUCCAAGGAUCUACAAGACGGUACGGAUUCACCACCUAGAAGAGGCGGUAGCUACGAAAGAACAACAACAACAACCACUUCAACUACGACCACUUGCCUACCGGAGCAACUUGUUCACAAGAUAGAAUCGACUUCGAGAGAACCGAUAAACGAGAGGGCAACCGUGACGGAGAGACCAGGCAAAUCUGCGCAGACAACUCGAGCUUCGAUCGAGGACGAGGAACCUCGUCGGACGUAUCAACAGCAGGAUUAUCCGGAAAGAGAUGAAGACGAGAGGCGCGAACAGGGCCAUUAUCAGACCUCUUCCAUGGAGGAAUACUCGCAGGAAUAUUACGACGAGCCAGAAGAUCCGCCCUCCCCUCCUCCAAGAACCGCGGUCCGCAUUGUCAAACGACCCUUCCUGCCUUCCAGGGGAGGCAACCCUAAUCCCCGAGGUUUAUCGCCAGUGGGCGUGAAGGCUACCACCCCUAAAAGGGAGGAGGACAGGCCGACGGAGAGAACGACGAUUCAGGAAAGGCCUAAAAAUUACUACGUACACGAACCGGCACAGGAGAAUCUCAGGGAGUCGAAUCGAGAGUCCAAGUUGGAACAGGAAGAGAAAGAAAAUUACGAGGUGUAUAAAAAUACUCACACAGAGAGUCAGAUCGAGCAGAGACCCGAGGAAUACGACACUUCCUUGGUCAGACCAGUGAUUCGAAGGCCGACGGAGAGGCAGCGCGAAGAGGAGAUGCAGAAAUCCACAGACGAGGCGAAUCGACAGAAUUUCGAGGAAAGUUUGACCAAAUGGACCACGGAAGACUACUCGAAUCCUACGCAGAGCAGCGAAGGAAGCAUACAAACCUCUCAGGUUCGUAACAAGGGAAGACUAACAACGAGCGAAACUCCGAACGUUUACGGAUCCACGUUGAAGAACGACGAGACCCAGGAACAUCCAACGGGGCCACAGAGCUACAGAGUGAAGCAGAGAAUCAACGAAGUGACGCAUCGACUGCAGGAUAUCCCGGAAAGCGAGUACGACGUCACUCUGAACGACGCGUUGACGCCUACGUUGAACCAAGAGGCCAACUUGCCCAGCGGAUUCGUUCUACCUCUGCACAGGCAACUCGGAAGAGACCCGGUCCUCCAAUCGACGGAGAAUAAUUACAAAGUCUCGAGAACCGUGAAUCAGCAACAGCAGAAAGCAUUCGUGCCGAGUCCUCAAUUUCUGCCGGCGGUCAACAACAACGACAGAUUAAGAACGGUUUACUACAGGACACCUGAGGCGAUUCAAAUUAGCGGAGCGCAGUACAGGCCUCAGAGAGGACAGUGGCACGAUUACACCGGCUACUGA